Molecule: messenger RNA, 4447 nt
Organism: Cercocebus atys (sooty mangabey)
Lineage: Eukaryota; Metazoa; Chordata; Mammalia; Primates; Cercopithecidae
Gene: OLFM3
Product: olfactomedin 3
Exons: 6
Coding region: 1633-2784 (383 amino acids)
Biological process (GO): signal transduction
Source: RefSeq, a predicted model, not a curated record
ACCUCGUGAUCCACCCGCCUUGGCCUCCCAAAGUGCUGGGAUUACAGGUGUGAGCCACCGCGCCCGGCCGGAAUGUUCCCAUUCUUAAUCUCUGUGCUUCCUGAUUUCACUUGACUUCCUUGUUAUCUUUCCUAAAAUUCUACGAAUCAAUUCACAACAAAAUCAUCAUUCUUUAAAAACUCCAGUGAUUUCUGAGAAUGAUAAGGAGCUGUUGCUUUUUGUUCACAUAUUAGUGAAAUUUGUUGAAUCCUAUAACAUUCUUCCUCUCAGACUGAAGUCAUUGAGAGACAGGGACGAUUUUAUAUAGCGAGAGUAGCUAAUUUGAAGGUAAUGAGAAAACACAGUAUUGGAAUAGAAGUAAGUUUUCUUUUGCCUUUUCCAUAUAAGUGGCCUUAAAAAAGCAAGGGUAUAUGGAAUACCAGUGGGAUAUAUGAGGAAGGGAUACCAAUGCUUUUUUUUUUUUUUUUCCAGAACAAAAAGAGAGGAAGUUCUUUUUCAUUUCAGUUUCCUUUACUAGAUGAUAUCCCAUUCCUAAGAUCCAGAAUUGAAAAUAGUGCUACACAUUAUCUACACUAUGGACUAAACACUAUUCUGUGGGUUAACUGGAAAACCUAAGCUCACUUUGGAACAUUAUUUCUGUGAAAGCUAUCUUCUCUGACUUGGAAAUUUCUUGCAACAUAAUUCUUUAUGGUGUGAAGUUUUCUUCUAGAUGAGGAGAGCAAUUGUAAAAAGGAUGUGAUGGGACGAUUCAAACUAGUGCCAAAUGCAUCAUGUAGGUAGAGAAGCUAUGAACUCAUAGGAUUAGGAGAUUUUAAAAAAUAUGUGGACUCACACAAAGUUAUUUGCCAUUCACUCUAGUACUCAAGCUCAUAGUGACUAGGCAGAAUGGCAAGCCACUCAUUUUGUUGCUUCAGCCGACUUGUUAAAACCAAUGCAUCACGGAACUACUGUUAGGUCAAGAAAAUAAACGAACUGGCUGGUUGGCUUCCUGAAACUUGAAACUUUCAAAAGGAGAAGUUAAGGGCUUUCUUCGUAUGUUUGAUCCAAAAAUAACAGGCAACCAACCUUUCAAAAGAGUCAGUGGUAAAAGGGAAAAGAGUGAGAGUGGAUGCUGGGGGUGGAAGAAUAUUCUGAAGAAUGACUGCCACAUACCACCUCCCCCAGCUCCUCUAAAGGAAAAAAAGUUAGUUUGCUACCAUUCCUGUUUCUCAGGAUACCUCAGGGCAAAGAAACACAGGCCAGGGUGGGGAAAUGGUCUGCAUCUCCAUGGUAUGACUGUAUAACACAGUUCCCAAGCCAAUUUCUGUUUCCGCUGAUAAGUUUUCCCACUUUCAGACCAUGUCCUUAAAAUGAUUGGUGUUUAUUCCUUUCGUCCUCCAGUUAUUUUCCUUUUUCUUUUUUUUUUCACUGACUAGGAUGGAAGUAAAAAGGCAGGACCUUGAGCAGUCACCUUGGAUCCCGAAAUGAAAGUGUUAUACUCAGAUUAGUCCGAAAGAAGGGUGGCAGGUGUACAGCUCAGCUCAAGAUCCUGAUGGGCGGUGCAUUUGCACAGUUGUUGCUCCGGAACAAAACCUGUGUUCCCGGGAUGCCAAAAGCAGGCAACUUCGCCAACUACUGGAAAAGGUUCAGAACAUGUCCCAGUCUAUUGAAGUCUUAAACUUGAGAACUCAGAGAGAUUUCCAAUAUGUUUUAAAAAUGGAAACCCAAAUGAAAGGGUUGAAGGCAAAGUUUCGGCAGAUUGAAGAUGAUCGAAAGACACUUAUGACCAAGCAUUUUCAGGAGUUGAAAGAGAAAAUGGAUGAGCUCCUGCCUUUGAUCCCUGUGCUGGAACAGUACAAAACAGAUGCUAAGUUAAUCACCCAGUUCAAGGAGGAAAUACGGAAUCUGUCUGCUGUCCUCACUGGAAUUCAGGAGGAAAUUGGUGCCUAUGACUACGAGGAACUACAUCAAAGAGUACUGAGCUUGGAAACCAGACUUCGUGACUGCAUGAAAAAGCUAACAUGUGGCAAAUUGAUGAAAAUCACAGGCCCAGUUACAGUCAAGACAUCUGGAACCCGAUUUGGUGCUUGGAUGACAGAUCCUUUAGCAUCUGAAAAAAACAACAGAGUCUGGUACAUGGACAGUUAUACUAACAAUAAAAUUGUUCGUGAAUACAAAUCAAUUGCAGACUUUGUCAGUGGGGCUGAAUCAAGGACAUACAACCUUCCUUUCAAGUGGGCAGGAACUAACCAUGUUGUCUACAAUGGCUCACUCUAUUUUAACAAGUAUCAGAGUAAUAUCAUCAUCAAAUACAGCUUUGAUAUGGGGAGAGUGCUUGCCCAACGAAGCCUGGAGUAUGCUGGUUUUCAUAAUGUUUACCCCUACACAUGGGGUGGAUUCUCUGACAUCGACCUAAUGGCUGAUGAAAUCGGGCUGUGGGCUGUGUAUGCAACUAACCAGAAUGCAGGCAAUAUUGUCAUCAGCCAACUUAACCAAGAUACCUUGGAGGUGAUGAAGAGCUGGAGCACUGGCUACCCCAAGAGAAGUGCAGGGGAAUCUUUCAUGAUCUGUGGGACACUGUAUGUCACCAACUCCCACUUAACUGGAGCCAAGGUGUAUUAUUCCUAUUCCACCAAAACCUCCACAUAUGAGUACACAGACAUUCCCUUCCAUAACCAAUACUUUCACAUAUCCAUGCUUGACUACAAUGCAAGAGAUCGAGCUCUUUAUGCCUGGAACAAUGGCCACCAGGUCCUGUUCAAUGUCACCCUUUUCCAUAUCAUCAAGACAGAGGAUGACACAUAGGCAAAUGUGAUAUGUUUUCAUUGAUCUAAACAGUGUAACUUGUGAUAAACUCUAUAGGACCCCUUCCAUUUUUUUUCUUCAUUAUUAUUUUUCAUCAUUUCUCCAAAGCAAAGCAUUUUUAUUGUAAAGUUGGUGUUUCAAAAAAAUAGCUGAGCUUGUCUAACUUACCAUGUUGGAAACACAUCUUAACUUCUAAAUUUAUAAGGCCUAUCAUGUCCUUGUCAUGAAAAGCACUAAAACAAAGAGUUUAAGUGGCUAAAGUCAUAGUUUUGCAAGAGAUAAAUGAUCUGCCUUAUAUUAGAGUCAGAGACUAAUGGUGGCUUAAAUGCAUGAAUGUCUUUUUUUUUUUUAACUGUCAUUUUUUUACUGUCUUUUGCUCCAUACCAGGAAAUAUUUUGGUAGGAAUUAGAAGAACAAAAAGCACUUUUACCCCAUCUAUUUCUUUUUAAAAAAGUAAGGAUUUCAUUUAUAUUGAAAAACAAUAUUAAUCAUUUUGUUGUUAACACAAUUCUCUGAUGCGGUGCUGUACAGUCAUUUUUAAAUCUCUUGCUAACAUUUUAUUGGCAGUAUGUAUUUCUACCAUUGUAACCACCAUUGUGCUAUUGUAUCUCUUCACUUCUGUGAAAGUAAUAUUUUUUAUAAAAUACACUGAAAUUUAAUCUCAGUAAUUGAGUCCAUUUUCAAGUGUGGUCAAGAAUAAUCUUCUUGGCUUACCCCUUUACAUAAGCAUUAUAAACUAAAAUGAAGACCAAACCAGAUACCUUACAUAGAGUCUUUAUUUUAACCCAAGUUUAUUGGGCCACUGACAUUGAAUGCAACACCUCUUUUCGUACACCUUAGUUACUCUGCUCACUCCACUGAAUGCAACCCAUAUAGUUUUUGGCACAAGAUGCAGCUGGAUUCCAAAUAUUGGAUUUGAGUUGACUCUACUCAUUUCUUAUAUACUAAAGAAAUUUUGUUCUUCAUAGUUAAAUGUACUAGCAUUUAAUUUAUAUUUUACAUACAACUUGCAAUAAUGAAAUUCCUUAUGUCAGGACCCUGAAAAGUACAUAAGCACAUUUGAAAACUAUUAGAAAAAAAAUUUCUGUAAUGUCCUCUAGAUUUAGAUUAUGAGCCUUGAGGAGUUAUUGGCAAGAUUUGUGCAAAAUAAAAUGAUGGGGAGACUUGGGAGUUGUCUUUGUGGUUUCAAAAGUGUAAAUAACCAAUUCAGAAAACAACCCCUUGUUACCUUGAUUCACUGUAUGUGGGAAAAUAAUGUAAUCGAAAGGGAAGAGCUUUAAUAAUACUUACAUUAGUAACUCUACAAAACAUAUAAUCAAACUACAUAUCAAACAUUUCAUUGAGUUUGACUGCAUUUUCCACAUAUUAAAACAAUAGUUCCCUAAGGCAGCUUUAUGGCAACUAAUAUGGGUUGGUUUUACUAUUUAAAAAGUAUAUUCUAUAAUAAAUAAUAAAACAUUGUUUUAAAUGUUUAGUUUCACACAUACAUAGUACCACAAUUUUCUUUGGAAGAUAAGGAUGUAACAAUUUAGAUAAAGCAUCAUGUAAAGAAAUCCUAAUGUGUAAGUGUAAUUCAUUUCAAAUAUCACAAGUAAGGCAUCAUCCUCAAAUAUCUCACUGUCAAAAUUGUAGAAUUAAAUGACCCAAUAUUGAAACUGUCAAA